AUGGACUGGCUGGAUCACUUUCAGAACAUCAAGGUACAGCACCUGAUGGACACAACUUCUGAUCAUUUCCCCAUUUUGUUAGCUGAUGCGAAAGUGUUGAAGGAACGAAGGAAGUGCAGAUUUCAUUUUGAAGCCAUAUGGACUAGACGGGAGGAUUGUAAGGAGUUAAUCAAGGAAGUUUGGGAUGGAGGAACAAACCUGGGCAGUCCGAAUGGGCUUAGUACAGGACUCAAACAAUGUGCAGAAGCCCUCUCAAAUUGGAGCACAGCUGCAUUUGGGCAGAUUCCAAAUAAGAUACAGGAGAAAAAAAGGGCAAUAAGUGAUUUGAUCAAGGGUGACAGUGAAGGGCAUAAUGGACCUGAGAUAAACAGGCUAAGAAGAGAAAUAAAUAACCUGCUGGAUGAGGAAGAAAUGUGGUGGCAACAAAGGUCAAGGGUGCAAUGGUUAGGGGAAAGGGACCGCAACACCAAGUAUUUUCACCAUCGGGCAUCAGAGCGUAGAAAAAAGAACACAAUCUCUGGAAUAUGGAGUGAGAAUGGGGCUUGGUGUGAGAGUAAAGAAAGCAUCGCCAAUACAGUAAUGGCGUACUUUGAAGGCAUAUAUACAAGCUCCCACCCUACUAGAAUUGAUGAAGUGACGAACAUGAUUCCGGUCAAAGUAACAGGGGAAAUGAAUGCAGAGCUCACCAGAGACUUUACUAGUGAAGAAGUCUGA
Quercus lobata is the source of this 714-nucleotide messenger RNA. RefSeq lists its product as uncharacterized. Bases 1 to 714 code for a protein of 237 amino acids. Lineage: Eukaryota; Viridiplantae; Streptophyta; Magnoliopsida; Fagales; Fagaceae. The record is from RefSeq and is a predicted model, not a curated record. The transcript has a single exon.